Alligator mississippiensis (American alligator) is the source of this 601-nucleotide messenger RNA. It is a transcript of the gene PLA2G10, whose product is annotated as phospholipase A2 group X. NCBI's taxonomy places the organism in Eukaryota, Metazoa, Chordata, Crocodylia, Alligatoridae. Gene Ontology annotation, molecular function: phospholipid binding; calcium ion binding. Gene Ontology annotation, biological process: arachidonate secretion; lipid catabolic process; phospholipid metabolic process. The transcript is spliced from 4 exons. The record is from RefSeq and is a predicted model, not a curated record. Bases 1 to 432 code for a protein of 143 amino acids.
AUGGAGCAGGGAAAAGCAGCUUAUGGUUCUUUGGGAAAAAUUCAGUCUAGGAAUCGAAGAGGAAUUUUUGAAUUGGCUGGAGUUGUUAAAUGCAGCACAGGACGCAGUGCUAUUUCCUAUAUACGGUAUGGAUGUUAUUGUGGUCUAGGAGGACGUGGCUGGCCUAGAGAUGCAGUAGACUGGUGUUGCUUUAAGCAUGAUUGCUGCUAUAGUAAAGCAGAGCAAGCAGGCUGCCAACCUAAGACAGGACGCUAUGACUGGGAAUGCAAUGAUAAGUCUGCUGUGUGUGACUCAGAGGACGAAUGUCAAGAAAUGAUAUGUGAAUGUGACAGUGAGGCUGCUAAGUGUUUUGCUAAAGCCCCUUAUAAUUCAAAAUAUAUUUUCUGGCCAGACUUCAAAUGUGGUGAGAGACAACCUAAAUGUAAAGAUUAGUGUACUGUUACCUUACUAAUAUUGAAUACAACUGUAUAUGUUUUUGAACAACAAACUUUCCUUUGGCUAGUGGUGGUCAUUCUUUUUCUCAAUCAUACUAAUGCCUGUAUCUAAUUAUUAUAAAGCAUAGACUAAAAACAAGUCUAGUGGUUCAAGUUAUAAUAGCAGA